Molecule: messenger RNA, 900 nt
Organism: Colletotrichum paranaense
Lineage: Eukaryota; Fungi; Ascomycota; Sordariomycetes; Glomerellales; Glomerellaceae
Product: alcohol dehydrogenase
Exons: 4
Coding region: 1-900 (299 amino acids)
Molecular function (GO): oxidoreductase activity
Source: RefSeq, a predicted model, not a curated record
AUGCCCCGCCUCGGUCUCGGCGUCUACCAGCUCAGGGGGAAAGAAUGCUUCGCGGCCUGUCUGGCGGGGUUAGAGGCCGGGUACCGGCACAUUGAUACGGCGCAGCUGUAUGGGAAUGAAGAGGAGGUUGGGAGGGCCGUUGAAGAGGGGGCAGGGAAGAGUAGAGUCAAGAGGGAGCAUCUUUUUUUGACGACCAAGGUUGGACGGUGGGAGGGCGACGGGGAGAAGAUGUAUGAGAGUGUACUGGGGAGUGUAAUGAGAAUUGCUGGGGGGGAGGAGGGUGGAGGGUACGUUGACUUGAUUCUCGUACAUCGUCCCGUUGCGCGGUGGAGGGAUAUCUGGAGCGUGUUGGGGAGGUUUGUGAGGGAGGGUAGGGCGAGGGUGCUUGGGGUUAGUAAUUUUGGGAUUGGGGCGCUGGAGGAGAUGAAGAAGGGUUGCGAGGGGGUGUUGCCGUGUGUGGAUCAGAUUGAGCUUAACCCGUGGUGUCAACAGCGAGAACUAGUCGCCUACUGCCAACAAAACGGCAUCGUGGUACAAGCGUACAGUCCUCUCGCGCGCGGGCAACGGUGGACGGAUCCGGUGUUGAGAGAGGUCGUGAAGCGGGUUCGGCGCCGUGUCGUGGUCGGUGUCCGGGAGGAAUCAAUACCGGUAUCCGGACGACGGGUUGCGGCAGUCACGAAAAAGAGAGAGAUCACGGAGGCUACAGUCACGCCGGCGCAGGUGCUAAUCCGGUGGUCUCUGCAACGCGGAUUUGUGCCGCUUCCCAAGAGUGCGGACGUAGAGAGAAUCAGGGAGAAUGGGGACGUGUUUUGGUUUAAGCUUGAUGAGGUCGAGAUGGGCAUGUUGGACGGAUUGGAUCUGGGGGCUGCGGGGGCGCUGUUUCCUAAGAAUGUGAGUUGA